CGCGCGCCCCCGCCCGCUGCGCCAUCCACCCGCCGCCGGAAUGUGCACGGCGCUGGUCUGGCGCUGAGGCGGCUGCGCGGCCCGCCGAGCCGUGCUGGCCCAGCCUCCCCCUCCCCUGCGCAGAGAGCCGGUGGCGGAGCCAGGCUGAGGACGGGCCGGAGGCGGCGGCAGAGCGGGGAGGAGGGCUCCGCUGCCACCGCCUCCUUCCACAGUUAGGCCCUCCCUAAGUGUGAUCCGGUACAAAAAUCCUCAUCUUUAGCUAGAGUACUUCAAAACCUGCUGAAACCAGCUGAAGUGGGUAUGGCACUCUGAAUGAAAUGGACUUGGCAACUCUGCUCGUUUGUUCUUGUGGCAGGAGGAGAAUACUGACCUAAGAUGGAAGUCAAAACAUCAUUUAGCAAAGCCAGUACGAUUCCUGAAACUGUAUCCACAUUAAUUAAUGAAGACUUCGUCCUGGUUCAUCAGCAGUCAGAGGACACCUCUGGAAAAGAUGAAAAACCUCAGCUAAAGGUAUUUUCAAAUGGAGAUGAUCAGCUGGAGAAGGCAAUGGAAGAGAUACUGAGGGAUUCUGAAAAAGACCAGAACAAUUUCACUGCUCUCCAAGAAGGUUUCAGUGAUGCAAGCAGCCAGGCAGCUGGAGAUGGGUCAGCAGGUCAAACAAAUCAGCCAUCUUUGCACCUUGUUUUAGACCCUUCUAUUACAGAAAUCUCUGCACCAAGGCCAUCUUCUCCCAGUGAACCCCUGGAAGAGGACAGCGUAUUGUUUAACAAACUGACUUAUUUAGGUUGCACAAAGGUGUCUGCCCCUCGAAAUGAACUGGAAGCUCUACAUGCCAUGGCAAACAUGAAAUCCUCAAGUCAAGCCCCUUUACCUGUAACGCUUUAUGUUCCAAACGUUCCAGAAGGGUCUGUAAGAAUAAUAGAUCAAUCAAGCAAUGUGGAGAUAGCCUCUUUUCCAAUCUAUAAGGUGUUGUUUUGUGUCCGUGGACAAAAUGGGACUUCAGAGAGUGACUGUUUUGCAUUUACUGAAAGCAGCUGUGGAACAGAAGAGUUCCAGAUUCAUGUUUUCUCCUGUGAGAUUAAAGAGGCAGUCAGCCGAAUUUUAUAUAGUUUCUCAACAGCAUUCAAACGUUCUUCCAAACAAGCAUCUGAUCAUGUUAAGGACUUUGUUCUUCCUACUCCAGAUAGUGAUGUGUACACUUUCAGUGUUUCCUUAGAAGUCAAAGAAGAUGAUGGAAAAGGAAAUUUUAGCCCUGUGCCAAAGGAUAGAGAGAAAUUGUAUUUCAAGCUUAAGCAGGGAAUUGAGAAGAAAGUGGUGAUUACAGUUCAGCAGCUCUCAAACAAAGAACUGACCAUUGAGAGAUGCUUUGGGAUGCUACUAAGCCCUGGACGAAAUGUGAAGAACAGUGACAUGCAUUUACUAGACAUGGAAUCCAUGGGAAAGAGUUCUGAUGGGAAGGCUUAUGUAAUUACUGGCAUGUGGAAUCCUAAUGCACCCAUGUUUCUAGUACUUAAUGAGGAAACUCCGAAAGAUAAGCGUGUAUUCAUGACUGUGGCAGUGGAUAUGGUUGUUACUGAAGUAGUAGAGCCAGUCCGUUUUUUGCUGGAGACUGUUGUGCGUGUGUAUCCUGCCAAUGAACGCUUCUGGUACUUCAGCAGAAAAACCUUCACAGAAACUUUUUACAUGAAGCUAAAACAGUCUGAAGGAAAAAACCACACAAGUGCUGGGGAUGCAAUUUAUGAAGUUGUCAGUCUACAAAGAGAAUCUGCAAGAGAGGAAGAAUUGGUCAGCCCAACAGGUGGAGGAGGGCCUAUGUCAUCCCAAGAGGAUGAGGCAGAAGAAGAGAGUGAUAAUGAACUCUCCAGUGGCACUGGUGAUGUGUCAAAGGAUUGUCCUGAGAAGAUUUUGUAUUCCUGGGGAGAAUUACUGGGGAGAUGGCACAAUAAUCUUGUUGUGAGACCAAAUGGAUUAUCUACCCUGGUAAAAAGUGGUGUUCCAGAAGCACUGAGGGCAGAGGUUUGGCAGUUGCUGGCAGGAUGCCAUGACAACCAGGCAAUGCUGGAUAAAUAUAGAGUUCUCAUCACAAUGGAUUCUGCUCAAGAAAGUGUCAUUACACGAGAUAUUCAUCGUACAUUUCCAGCACAUGAUUAUUUCAAAGAUACAGAAGGAGACGGUCAGGAAUCUCUAUACAAAAUCUGUAAGGCAUACUCUGUCUAUGAUGAAGACAUUGGCUAUUGCCAGGGACAGUCUUUCCUUGCAGCUGUGCUUCUACUUCAUAUGCCGGAGGAGCAGGCAUUCUGUGUAUUUGUGAAAAUAAUGUAUGACUAUGGCUUGAGGGACCUCUACAGAAAUAACUUUGAAGAUCUCCAUUAAUUUUUCCAGCUGGAGAAGUUAAUGCAGGAGCAGUUACCAGACUUGUAUAGCCAUUUCUCAGACCUCAAUUUGGAAGCUCAUAUGUAUGCAUCCCAGUGGUUCCUCACUCUUUUUACUGCCAAGUUUCCACUCUGCAUGGUCUUCCACAUCAUUGACUUACUGCUUUGUGAGGGUAUGAACAUAAUCUUCCAUGUAGCCUUGGCUCUCUUAAAGACCUCAAAAGAGGACCUUCUACAAGCUGAUUUUGAAGGAGCUUUAAAAUUCUUCAGGGUUCAGUUGCCCAAGAGGUACAGAGCUGAAGAGAACGCCAGAAGACUGAUGGAACAAGCUUGCAACAUUAAGGUGCCAACAAAAAAGCUGAAGAAAUAUGAGAGAGAAUACCAAACAAUGCGAGAGAGUCAGCUGCAGCAGGAAGAUCCUAUGGACAGAUACAAGAGGGAAAACCGCAGGCUCCAAGAAGCAAGCAUGCGGCUGGAGCAGGAGAAUGAUGACCUUGCCCAUGAGCUUGUAACAAGCAAAAUUGCCUUACGGAAUGACCUGGACCAGGCUGAAGACAAAGCGGAUGUUUUGAACAAGGAACUUCUCCUGACCAAACAGAAGCUAGUGGAGACUGAGGAAGAGAAACGGAAGCAGGAAGAGGAAACUGCUCAGCUGAAGGAAGUCUUCAGGAAGCAGCUAGAGAAGGCAGAAUCUGAGAUCAAGAAAACCACAGCCAUUAUUGCAGAGUAUAAACAGAUUUGUUCCCAGCUGAGUACCAGGCUGGAAAAACAACAAGCGGCCAGUAAAGAUGAACUGGAAGUUGUGAAGGGUAAAGUGAUGGCUUGCAAACACUGCAGUGAGAUUUUCAGUAAGGAGGGGGCACUGAAGCUGCCUGCUGUAAGCAUGGAGAAUAAAGGCAUAGAAAUAGAUGAUGAGAAGGAUGCACUGAAGAAGCAGCUGAGAGAGAUGGAGCUGGAACUUGCACAGACCAAACUGCAGCUUGUGGAAGCCAAGUGCAAAAUUCAGGAGCUGGAGCACCAGAGAGGAGCCCUUAUGAAUGAAAUCCAAGCUGCCAAAAACUCUUGGUUUAGCAAAACCCUGAACUCUAUCAAAACGGCCACAGGCACGCAGCCACCGCAGCAGCCUCAGCCACCCCUGCCACCCAGAGAGGGCAGUACAUAGUUCCAGCCAGACCCGAUACAAGAGCACAAAGAACAACACAACUGAAACCCUGGAGGAUUCUUCCAGUGGUCUCUCCUCUUGGGGAAAGGACAAAAGGCAGGAGUGCAGGCUUGAAGUUAAAUUCUUUGGUGUUUUUCAUUCAUUCUGAUGUGACCCUUUUCAAAGGGGGAAAAAAUAAUUCCUGUUUUAUGUUGAAUUCUUACUUCCCAAACUGCCUUGCUGAAAGCCACGUUCUGAUAACUUCAUACUUUUACACUUUAUUUUAUAUGACUAGAUGUUAAAUAAAUACUUCAAAACUAGGUCUUUAAUACAUGACUAAUUAUUCAAAAUUAUUUUUAUCUUGCGUAGAAGGUUUUUUCUUCUUCUGGAGGAAGACAGAGAAUGGAAAAUGUAAAGUACUGAAGCAUAAUCUCUUCAUAGAAAGCACAGUGUAAUAAGUACUAGUGUGUGUGCGGGUGUCUAGGAUAACUUACGCCCUGGGACCAUCUCAGAAGUUUAUCGCAGUGACUGCAUCCUGCAGAGAAGCACUUUUUGUAAAGCUUAGGCCAUAGCAAAGAUAGUCUUAUGCUGUCUUGGCACAAUUGUUUAUGAGCUUCCUUGAUAAUUUCUUAGUUUUGAUUGUUUUUUUCUUCAGAAAUGCAAGUAGUGCAGUUCUUUGUAGCAUUGUUGUUUAAAGGCUAUUUACAGCCAAACUGGAAUUUAACAUAAAGUUAUCUAGUUCCCUUUUUUAUUUCAUGUUUAUACUAAGAAUUCCAAGAAAUAAUUCCUUCCACUGGGAUAAAGGGAAAACCGUUCAACAUUUAUUUGAUGUUUUUGCUGAGAAGCAGAGUAAAGACCUUGCAUAGUUUUGACCUUUUGUAAAUCCUGUGCAAUAAAGGGUAGGUUUUAUGAAUAGAAGUAAUGAAAACCUUUCCCUGGGUCUAUAUUCAAAUUCUGAAUUUGACACAGAUAUGAGGUAUCAAAUAAAAAACCCAAAAGGCUUGUGCUGCACUGAUGAAUAAAACAUCACAGAAGCAAGAUCUGUUUGCUAGAAGUAUUUGGUUAGAAAAUGCUACGUUGGUAUUACUUAUUUUUAUAAAAACAAACAUUUUCAAGUGGAAUACAAAACCUAGACUUUCCUGUGGGGUAGACUUCUCUGAUGAUUCCCAAAGCUGUCUGGUUCUUUUAUAUCUCUUAAGGUAAGAAAAUUCAAAAGCAUUUGUUUUGACUGAACAUAAAGUGUUUAUAGAAAUACUUAUUUCAUGGAAAAUUAAACUAUUGCUUGAACUGAUGGAAUAUUUUUUUAAUUAUACCUGUCAUGUCUAAAGAUGGUCUUGCAGGUAAGUAACAUUGCUGGACUAAAGGUCAUGUAUUAAUUGUUCCAUUUACAAACUUGUUCCAGGGACAUUAGUUCUGUUUUGAUCUUUUUUUUUUAAUUCUAAGGAAUGCCAUAUCUUGUGAGUUUUGUACAAUAAAAUUUAAUGAUACCCAUCUUGUGCUUUGUUGUCAAGCAUAAUUGUGAAUUAUUUUAAACACGGUAGUAUAAAUUUAAUGUUACCUGUGCCAAAGGAAUGAUUCUGAAAGGCAGUCAGCUGUUUGAAGUAGAGAUCAAAAUAUAAUCACUAUCCUGACACAACUAUCCUGCAACAAAAUUCGCCCUUCUAAGAGUAAGGGGUUAAAAAUUUUGAAUAUUUUAAAAUGUACCUGCAAGAACAGUGAUUAUCUGGAAAUAUUAAUACAGUGAGAAAAAAGGGGGGAAAAAGCUGAAGGAAUUUCUUUUGCAAAUAUUAACAAAGAUCUUUUUCUCUGGUCACUUUCUUGCUAAUAUUUGCAUAAAUGUUUCCAUUCUCUUGACUCUCUAAACCUAGCAUUAGUCAUUCACUUACCAGUUCCGCCUCACACUCGAAAUGAACUGCAUAAUAAAUUUGAAGUGACAUUUAAGAAUACCUGGUGAACAUCUGAUUGUUACAUUUGAGAGUACUGUGCUGAUGAGUAACACUGACGGUUUGACAAGUGUCCGAAUUUCCCGUUUCAUUUAUCUUAAAUCAUACUUAGAAGGGGAUUUAAAACCUUGACUGGAACAAUGCAGUAAUAAUAAUAAUUAAAAAAGGGUAAGACUGUGAUUGCCUGAGCAGCUGAGUUAACGUAACAGCUCACUGCUGCUCAAAGAUCUCACCCCUCCAACUCCCUGUUGUACAGUCGUGUCCCUUGUCCUUGUUAUGGCACUUACUGGAGAUGAUUAAAAACAAACAGAAAAGAAGAUGUGGGUGGAUUUUUUCCCCCUAGUUAGUCUUUUGCCAAGGUAAUGAGUUAAAUCAUCUCAAAGGGUCCAAUGAGUGCAAGUGGAUCACGUGAGUGGGACUUUCCCAGUUCAUCAGAAAAGAACUGUUAAAUAAACUCACCAUGUUUCAUGGAACUGGCUUUGACGCAACAUCGUCUUUCUCAGUGUAGCAGCUCUCUGACUUUGGAAGUUGAGUUUCUGUGACAAAAACAUGUUUGCUACCUGCUAGCCAUGAUGAUUUCAAAACCUUGUAGGAUGGAAGCUGGCUUACAUCAGCAAAAAAAGUUUCAGAAGGCAAUGGCUGCAUUAUCACUCUUGGCAAUGACAUAAAGGCAGUAAACAAUUUUCACCUUCCAUCUGUAGAUCCAAGGUAGCAUUUGUAGCAGUGGCAUUUGGAAGAGUAAUAUUUAUGUGGAAACUGCGUCUUCUCAAAACUACUGAAAGAAUAAGAAAAUAGCUCUAUGGCAUUAUCUUGAUGAAUAAGCAUAGUUAUAUUCAGAAACAAGAAAAGGAGCGAGACUGCAGGAUUAAACCAUGCAAGCUAAAAUUCUACCUGCUGACUAUACAUGCUAUUGGUAAACUUAGCUUCCUGUGAGAAAACAAAUCUGGGUUUUAAUUAGCCCUUUCAGCAGUAUGUGACAGAGCUAUGUGCACACGUAUCCCAGACCAACUGAUCUGUCGGGGAUAGCUGGCUCGUUCUAGCUUUUCCGCAGGAAGCAUCAUCAAAGUCUCACUGAAACUUAUUUUCGCGUGGCACUGGAACAGCUAACGUAGCUCGUAAGUCUGGAGUGAUUAGUAUUUUUUUCCCGAGUCAGUAUUAAACUAUGUGUCCACAUCAAACAUAUUAAAAGUAACUUGAAUUUCAUAAAUAUAUAUGUGGAACUAAAUCUUAUUUUUUAAUUUUAUUGAGAAUGCACAGUUCUGAAAUAAAGCCUUUACUUUGAUUAGGGACAAAGCUCCGAAGAAUAUUUUUAGUACAACUGUUUUAUCUUGUUGGAGUCUAAUCUGUUCCUGAGAUGCCCCAUGUGGGGGAAAAAAAAAAAAAAAAAAAGUAGUUUUUUUUCACUUUGAAAAGAAGUUGGUUUUACUUUGAUUGUAACACUUUACAGGAUAAAUGAAGCAAGGCUGAUUUAGUUACAUGGUACAUCUGUGAACUAGUCUUGUAUUAUCUUUGUGAGUCAAACUCAAUAUUCUAAAGUAAUAGGACUUACUUCACUUAGUUUAACAAAUUCUAAAUGUACCCGGAGAGAAUUAAAAACAAGAAAACAGAAAAUAUCAUGUGUGGUGUCAAUCCAAGAAACGGCAAAAUCCCUGAGGUCCAUAUGCAUUAAUGCUUAGUAAAACCAGUCUCAGGAAAGGUAGUCAGCCAUGUAAUCAGUACUGCCACCUGACAAACACAUCCUUGUCCUGCCCAUUAAUUAGUAUAUAAUUUGCUACAGCUAAGUUAAAUUGCUUACAUAGGUAAGCAAUUUUUUUUCCUUGUUAGACAUUUUAAAGGACUUCUUUUAGUUGGCCCUUGAAAUUUCUUUUAAGAUAGACACUUUCAUCUGUGCCAUUGUGUUAAAAACAACUCAAAAUAAAAACAGCCAUUUCCAAGGGGAGCAAGAGAUAGAAAGUCAAGAACAGCAAGAAUUCAGCCCCUUGCCAAAGCCUGAAGUAUCCCCUUGACUUCAGAGUCACCAUGUCACUUGCUGACUCAAUGUGGCAAUUUAGGAGUAAAUAAAAAUCUGAAUUUACUGGCACUGAAGUAUCAAAACUUGGAAGCUACAUAAGUCACGCUUUCUCCACAGGAUAAAGGUAGGGCUGUUCCCUUCCUUCUAUUAAGUAGUUGGAGUGAAAUCCAUGAAACUACUUGUAUGUGUGGGAGAACUAUACCUCUUAUUUUGAUUUACCACUAGACUCAGGGAUAACUGGCAUACUUCUGCAUAAUCUAAUAAGCCUAAAUACCUUUGACAUUGAAAACAGAAACACUCUUAUCUUAUAAUGCUGGUUUUCUUUAAGCUGCAAGGGAAAACCUUGGUAUAUGUUAUUGUUGGAAUGUGAAGAUGAGGGCAGAGGUUUUUCUCUCAAGACUGAGGGACUAUUCUGGCUGACAAGCACGCCUCUGUUACAGCUGAACCCUGUGGAAUGGGCUGCUGUGCAAACAGCUGGCUGCACUAGACCUGUAAUGCUGUGUAUACCCAGGGCGGUGAGUAUACACAGUGCCGGGCAUCAUGUUGUUCUUGUAAACACAAAGGCUUGAACUAAAUUAUUUUUCUGUCUAUUAUGCUAAUAUCCUACUGGGAGCUGUCCCAUUACCUCCUUCCAAGUAGUAAUACAAGGGAGACACAAUGAAGCACUCAAGUUAGGACCUUUCAGGGUUAGGUUAGGUAUACAUCACAGCAGCCUUUAAAACUGGGCUAAUCUAGAGAUGGGUUUGGGGAAAUUCAAAGAAUUUGCAACUGGAUAAAUAAUAGCAUUGAUCAAGAUCCUAUCUUUCCCAAGUCAGAAGUCUACACAAUUUAUUGCAGGAUCGUGACUUAACACGUACAGGUUAAUCCUCCAGGAUUACAGGGCUGUCCAUUUCUCCUGGAUUCCAACUGCUUUGCUACUGAAUGUAUUUCAUGCUAUUUUUACCUGAAAAAGAAAAAAAAAAAAUAUGGGUAGAGAAUUAGGACAUUACUUCCUCUUAUUUUCUUAUUUAGUGGGACUUGCUUUUAUUUAACCUGUAAAGGACUAUAUAUGUAUCUUUGGAAAACUAUAUCUUAUAUAUAGAAUAAUAUAUAGGAAGCUGAAUCACAAGGGGAUAAAUACAUCAAAAGGAUUUGGUAUCAUAAAUUUCAUUUGUGAUUUGAUACCACCAGAAUCCUGGGCUGUACUAAUUUCCUUUCAGUUUCUCUUAUUUUUGUAUUUUAUAUAAUACAUGGAUGGAACUACCAAUGCAAACAAGAGCAGAUGUUCUCAGAUUUUUCUCCAGAUCCCAAUUCCCUCCUUCUAGUAAUCCCUGGGUUUGCGCUGCUGCUGCUAACACCUUCAAAAGCUGUGCCAGGAGCUCUCUUAAGCUUUGGGAACUGUUGCUUUCCCGUGGAAGAGAUUCUCUGGCUUCUCUGAACUGGGAAAAGAUGGCACAUGAAUGCAGGAAAGGGUCUAACCAAGCAUGAUCCAGAUCCCUCAGUGUCUGCCAUUCAAGGGGGAUUCACUUCAGCACAUUGAAAACAGCAGCUUCAAAGCUCUGACUCCAUUACAAUGAAGUUUCCCAGGUUUGGAGUUGCAUUUGUUACCUGCGUGUGUCCCAAGUUCGCAAAUCCUAAAGAGUGAGGAAAAAAGAGCAUCAUAGCAGUAUCAGACUUUUAACUGAGAACAAUUUGGUACUGCCAGUACUUGUGUAACAAAUCCACGUAUUAUAUAAAGUAUAAUAUGGAAAUAUAAGUGUAAUGCUUGUUAUUAAAAGUGCAAUUCAAUGUACAUGGUCACAACAAAUGUUUACUUUUUUAAUUGUUACAGAAUUGUUCGGAUCAGUACCUUGUUAUCAUUGUGUGAAUGAUGCCUUGUAAAAUAAAUGGAAAUGCAUACAAAA
This is a messenger RNA of Harpia harpyja (harpy eagle), 9350 nucleotides long. It is a transcript of the gene RABGAP1L, whose product is annotated as RAB GTPase activating protein 1 like. The record is from RefSeq and is a predicted model, not a curated record. Lineage: Eukaryota; Metazoa; Chordata; Aves; Accipitriformes; Accipitridae.